This is a messenger RNA of Anolis carolinensis (green anole), 6903 nucleotides long. RefSeq names its product semaphorin 4C (gene sema4c). Gene Ontology annotation, molecular function: semaphorin receptor binding; chemorepellent activity. Bases 1227 to 3752 code for a protein of 841 amino acids. Gene Ontology annotation, biological process: negative chemotaxis; axon guidance; positive regulation of cell migration. The transcript has 15 exons. Gene Ontology annotation, cellular component: plasma membrane; synaptic vesicle membrane. The record is from RefSeq and is a predicted model, not a curated record. Lineage: Eukaryota; Metazoa; Chordata; Lepidosauria; Squamata; Anolidae.
UCAUUAUAUAGUAAUAUUAUUAUUAUUAAUAAUAAUGUUGUUGUUGUUGCUGUCUUCAAGCCAUUUCCAAAUUACGGUGACCCUAAGAGUUUUCUUGACAAGAGUUGUCCUUUGAGCGGUUUCUUCUGACUUACGGCGAUCUUAAGGGGACACUUUUCGGGGUGUGAACCUUAUUCUCUAGAAUCAUAGUUCAGUGUUUGAUCCGAGGACUUUGCCUUGCACAAGGAUCGCAUGACAUUUCAACCAGUUUCGGUUCAGUGCCCGCCACGUGUGUUGGACUACAACUCUCACAAUCUCAGAAGCCAAAGUCCAGCCUAUUUGGAAGGGGAAUCUGCUUGCAGAAGGCUAGUUUUGGUUUGUCCUCGAAGCCUCGAGACGGAGAAAGAGGCAGGCAAGACUCAUCAGAAGCCACAUUCCAGCUUAUCUGCAAGGGAAUCUGUUUGUGGAAGGCUAGUUUUGGUUUGUCCUCGAAGCCUAGAGGCAGGCAAGACUCAUCACAGCUUCUCUUCUUUACUUUUUUAUUGCGUUCCCUUUUGUGCCUUGCUCUGAAUCCACAGGACGCUUUGCAAAGCCUGUCUGGCUCAGGAUGACUUUUGAUGGAGAAGAUUUCCUUCUGCCAAAUGCCAAGGGACAGGCGUAUUGAGCAUACGUGUAUUUGGUAGAUCUUGCACACCCUUCUGUGUCCCAUCACCAGUGUUAGAUUGCGGCCGAUUUUGGGAGCAGGGAAACAUCUGCAUAUUCCUCGUCGCCAGGGGGCACCCACCCACCCCUCCGCCCUUUCGUUCCCCGGCCCUUUCCCUGUUGUUUUCGUUCAAAUUUCCCUUUUGGAGCCAAGAUCUGAGAAGCGAGUCGGAUACAAUUUGGGGAAGAGGAGCCGCAGCCCUGCUUUUCUCCCCCUUGAUCUCCGGAGAGCCCUUUCAUCUUGCUUCGGUCUUUGGGGUGGAGUGGCCACGUGGCCUCUAGAAGUGGUUCUAAUUUAAACACACAAAGGGUCGCGUGCCAAGUACCGGAAGACGGACGAAGAGGAGGAGGCACUUCAUCCUCACCAUCACCGUAUCUUGGUUCCUCCCGUUCCGCAGCCAACUCAGCACGACAUCUGUGUGACCCCGACAGCCGAAGAGAGAGGCGAAGAGAUCCUGCGGUCUCAGGAAGACUUUCCUGUUCGAGCGGCCAGUCAUCGUCCAGACCUUUCCUUGCCUCAGUGGAAGUUGUGCGGUUGGGUCAGCAUGGCCGUGGGGCCGGCCUUCGGCAUGUGUUUCCUGGCCUCGUUCGUUCUGAGCGCAGACGCCUUCUCGAUCAGCAGUUGGUGGAACCUGGUGCCCAGGAAAACGGUGCCCUACAACGAGCUGAAGGACGUCAUGAGGCAUUUCUCCAGUGUCGGGGUGUCCAACUACACAACGCUGACGUUGGCCGACUCCGAUGGUUUACUAUACAUAGGGGCACGAGAAGCCAUCUUUGCCCUCAGCACCAGCAACAUGGAGCUUCAGGACAUGAUCCUCUGGGAAGCGCCUGCAGAAAAGAAAACAGAGUGUAUCCAGAAGGGCAAAAGUAAUCAGACUGACUGCUUCAACUACAUCCGUUUGCUGCAGCCUUAUAACAGUUCCCAUAUGUACACCUGUGGCACCUAUGCCUUCCAGCCCAAGUGUGCCUACAUUGACGUUGCCACUUUCUCCUUGGACAGACAGUCCUUUGAAGACGGAAAGGGGAAAUGCCCCUAUGACCCGGCCAAGGGGCACACGGGACUCAUCGUGGAGGAAGAGUUGUACUCGGCAACACUCUACAAUUUUUUGGGCACCGAACCUGUGAUCCUGCGAAACCUCGGCCCCCAGUAUUCGGUCAAGACCGAGCACCUCUCCACUUGGCUCAAUGAACCUCACUUUGUGGGCUCAGCCUUCGUCCAGGAGAGCAAAGGCAGCGACAAUGGAGACGACGACAAGGUUUAUUUCCUCUUCAGUGAACGGGCCGUUGAAUAUGACUGCGACAUUGACCAGGUGGUGGCUCGUGUGGCCAGAGUCUGCAAGGGGGACGUAGGCGGUGCCCGGACUCUGCAGAAGAGAUGGACCACCUUCCUCAAAGCCCGCCUGUUGUGCUCCAUCCCGGAGCAGCAGCUCCAUUUCAACCGGAUGCAGGGCUCCUUCACGCUGAACGGGGACCACUGGCGAGAAACCAGCUUUUUCGGGGUCUUCCAGUCCCGCUGGGGGGAUGUUGACGUGUCCGCCGUAUGUCAAUAUGAGAUUUUGGACGUUCAGAAAGUGUUUGACGGCCCCUACAAGGAGUACAGCGAGAUUGCCCAGAAGUGGAUCCGAUACUCCGACAAAGAGAUCGUCCCGCGUCCUGGAGCCUGUAUCACCAACUGGCACCGGCGCAACAGCUACUCCAGCUCCCUGGAGCUGCCCGACAACACCCUCAACUUUGCCAAGAAGCACCCGCUGAUGGACAAAGCGGUCUUGCCGCAAGGCAACCGGCCGUUGCUGGUGAAGAAGGAUGCCAACUUCACGCAGCUGGUGGUGGAGCGGGUCCACGGCUUGGACGGGAAGCCCUACCAAGUGCUGUACAUUGGGACAGAGAACGGCUGGCUGCACAAGGCUGUUGUCUUGCCUUCCGGUGUCCACCUCAUUGAAGAGGUGCAAGUCUUCGAGCGACCCCAGCCUAUCAAGAGCCUGGUCUUAUCCCACCAAAAGAGGGUGCUUUUUGUGGGCGCCAACUCCGAAGUUGUUCAGCUUCCAGUGGCCGACUGCAGCAAAUACCACACCUGCUCCGACUGCGUCCUGGCCAAGGACCCUUACUGCGCCUGGACCUGGAAUGGAAGUCGCUGUGUCCGCAUUGAUGCCUAUGAUGGGACCUCAGUGUUGAUCCAAGAUUUCGGUACGGAGCCAGCGCUGUGCAGGCCUCUGCGUGCCACUCGGCCAGGAACCAAGGUCGUUGCCAAAAAUGUCACCGUGAUGGUGGGCACAGACCUGGUGCUGCCUUGCCGCCUCACCUCCAACCUGGCCAAGGCUCUCUGGACCUUCAACGGGCAGGAAUUGCCCGAGGAGCAGACCUCGGUCCUCUAUGAUGCCCACCUCCAGGCCCUGAUCAUUUUGGGCGUCAGCAUGAGGCACGGCGGCAAGUACCGGUGCGUCCAGCUGGAGGAGCUGAACGAGCUGAUGUCGGAGAACUACGUGGUGACGGUGGUGUCGGGGUCGGCCACGUCUUUGGAAGCGCGGGCCCCCUUGGAGAACCUGGGCCUGGUCUGGAUGGUGGUGAUCGCUCUGUCGGCCGUGUGCCUGGUGCUUCUGCUGGUGGUGCUGUCCUUGCGGCGCCGGCUGAAGGAGGAGCUGGAGAAGGGCUCCAAGACUAUCGAGAGCACCCUCGUCUAUCCCAUCGAGAUGCCCAAGGAGGCCAAGAGCCCCACCUUCAUCCCCAGCACCACCUCGGACUCCGACGAGAAGCUCUGGGACCCGGCGAGUUAUUACUACUCGGACGGCUCGCUCAAGAUCGUGCCGGGUCACGCUGUGUGCCAGAACGGCGGCACCACCCCGUCCCCCACUGCCAACGGCAUCCCCGGGCAGCCGCUCCAGUCCCCGCCGCUCCACUCGCCCAACCGCAUCAACCUGGGCAACAUCCGCGGUUCCUCCUCCAACGGCUACAUCCGCCUCAACCUGGGCGCCGAGGAGCGGCCGGACUACAGCGACUUGGCCGAGGAGCUGCGCCGGAAGCUCAAGCAGAGGCAAGCGCUGCCAGACUCCAACCCGGAGGAGUCGUCGGUAUGAGCCGGACCUCUCCCACCGUGUCACAGACCUCUCAACUACCUCAUCAACCAGGCUGGGAUCACUGCCUCCAGCUGGGACUCUUUUUUUAAAAAAAAACCAGAUUAAUAAUCGUAUUUAAAAACUCAUUUUGGACCUGGUGUUUGUUUUUCACAUGACCAGUUUUUAUACACUGCCAAGGCACUCUCCUUCCAGCGCGCCUCUCUCGCUCGGCGUUUUCAGCCGCAUCCUUCUGGGACAUUCCUAAGACUUUGCGGGAGUUGUUUUCUGUUCUUCCUUCGCCUCUGGGCGGUGAGUUUGGCCUCACUGGAGACGUAGCCAUCGACGACGGACUUGCUGCGCUUUGUCAUCGGAGUCGGUCCCAGGACUGACAGCCAUGCUGUGAACGCUCAUUGGGAAAAGCAGGGUGGAGCCGCCGUAUUGGCUCCGUAUCCUCCUCUCCCCGUUUCACCUUUCAGUAGAGACCAGCCAUAUGCAAUAUUUGGGCUGGCUUACCUGCUUUUCUCCCCAAAUGAAAUGCUGUGGAUGAGGAAUUUUGUAUGUGUGUAUGUCUGUCCGGAGUGACUUGAGAAAAUGCGUGAGAAUUGGCCUGGCUGUCUGCAAGGACGUUGCCCAGGGAACGCCAGGAUGUUUUGAUGUUUUACCAUCCUUGUGGGAGUCUUUUCUCAUGUCCCUGCAUGGAGCUGGAGCUGACAAAGGGAGCUCACCCUCUCUCCCCAAAUCCAAACCACCAACCUGUUGGGUCAUCAGUCCUGCUGGCACAAGGGUCUAACCCAAGGGUCCUCAAACUUUUUAAGUGGAGGGCCGAUUCACAGUCCCUCAGACUGUUGGGGGGCCGGAUUAUGAUGAAAUAGUCCAGAAUUAGGAUUGUUGUUGUUGGGGGCCUUAAAGUCGUUUCAGACUUAGGUCAACCCUAAGUCUAAAGUUUAAGACAGAGGCCAGGUCAAUGACCUUGGAGGGCCUUAGUUUGGGGACCCCUGAUCUAGACAAUCUCAAAAGACCAUCUAGAUAGUCUCAUGAGACCAUAGGUGAGGAAAGGGACCCUCAAAGUCCAUCUAGAUGAUUUCAUAAGGCCAUCAGAAGUCCAUAGAUAAGGAAAGGGAUCCUCAAAGACCAUCUAGAUGGUUUCAUAAGACCAUAGGUGAGGAAAGGGACCCUCAAAGGCCAUCUAGAUGAUUUCAUAAGGCCAUCAGAAGUCCAUAGAUAAGGAAAGGGAUCCUCAAAGACCAUCUAGAUGGUUUCAUAAGACCAUAGGUGAGGAAAGGGACCCUCAAAGGCCAUCUAGAUGAUCUCAUAAGGCCAUCAGAAGUCCAUAGAUAAGGAAAGGGACCCUCAAAGACCAUCUAGAUGGUUUCAUAAGACCAUAGGUGAGGAAAGGGACCCUCAAAGACCAUCUAAAUGGUUUCAUAAGACCAUAGGUGAGGAAAGGGACCCUCAAAGGCCAUCUAGAUGAUCUCAUAAGGUCAUCAGAAGUCCAUAGAUAAGGAAAGGGACCCUCAAAGACCAUCUAGAUGAUUUCAUAAGGCCAUCAGAAGUCCAUAGAUAAGGAAAGGGAUCCUCAAAGACCAUCUAGAUGGUUUCAUAAGACCAUAGGUGAGGAAAGGGACCCUCAAAGGCCAUCUAGAUGAUCUCAUAAGGCCAUCAGAAGUCCAUAGAUAAGGAAAGGGACCCUCAAAGACCAUCUAGAUGGUUUCAUAAGACCAUAGGUGAGGAAAGGGACCCUCAAAGACCAUCUAAAUGGUUUCAUAAGACCAUAGGUGAGGAAAGGGACCCUCAAAGGCCAUCUAGAUGAUCUCAUAAGGUCAUCAGAAGUCCAUAGAUAAGGAAAGGGACCCUCAAAGACCAUCUAGAUGGUUUCAUAAAACCAUAGGUGAGGAAAGGGACCCUCAAAGGCCAUCUAGAUGAUCUCAUAAGGCCAUCAAAAGUCCAUAGAUAAGGAAAGGGACCCUCAAAGACCAUCUAGAUGGUUUCAUAAGACUAUAGGUGAGGAAAGGGACUCUCAAAGGCAAUCUAGAUGAUCUCAUAAGGUCAUCAGAAGUCCAUAGAUAAGGAUAGGGACCCUCAAAGACCAUCUAGAUGAUCAUCAGAAGUCCAUAGAUAAGGAAAGGGACCCUCAAAGACCAUCUAGAUGGUUUCAUAAGACCAUAGGUGAGGAAAGGGACCCUCAAAGGCCAUCUAGAUGAUCUCAUAAGGCCAUCAAAAGUCCAUAGAUAAGGAAAGGGACCCUCAAAGACCAUCUAGAUGGUUUCAUAAGACCAUAGGUAAGUAAAGGAGGCCCAAAAGGCCAUCUAGACAAUCUCAUAAAACCAUAGGUAAGGAAAGGGACCCUCAAGGGCCAUUUAGACAAUCUCAUAGGACCAUAGGUAAGGAAAGUGACCUCCAAAAGCCAUCUAGAUGGUCUCAUAAGGCUGUAGUUAAGCAAAGAGACUUCCAAAGACCAGGUACACUUAGGUCAACCCUAAGUCUAAAGUUUAGGCCAGGUCAAUGAACUUGGAGGGCCGUAUCCAGCUCACAGGCCUUAGUUUGGGGACCCCUGGGCUAACCCAUUGCACCAUCGGGGAUUACGUUUUAUAAUAAAUCCCAUUACUCUUUGCCAGAUCCCAGGGAAACACUCCCAAAAUUUCGUUUCUAGGCUCUUUAAAGGAGCGCAAUCCCAAGGGCCCCAAACAGGCUGAGUGUUUCAUGGGUUUAGAUAAAAGGAUGUGCGUCCUGCAGCUCAUAGGUUUGGCCUAUGGCUCUCGCUUCCUGUGUGCAUAUGUAUGUAUGUGAAAGAGAAAGAAUUGAAUAGGAAGAAGGAAGAGUUUCUGUCUUUUUUUAAAACCAAACCCUCUGCUGUGACUGAAUUGAGCUCCCCUGAAUGGCCUUCCUUUGGGAGGCGGGGAGCAUGCCAUGUAGAUACCCCCACCGCCCACGAAGCCCCGCAUGCCUCUCGCACCAUUGCCGUCAACAGACUCCACUUGGCUUCCUUCUUGUAUCUUUUUAAGAGAAUUAAAGUUCUGUAAAUAAUAAGAGAGGAGGGGGUCUUGACUCCAGAGACCCCUCCCUUUGCCCUCGCUCACAGCUUGUGUAAUUUAUUUGUUACUGAAAUAUAUUUAUUUGAUGUAAAUAUCUGAAUAUUUUUAUAUGAAUAAUAAAAUGGAGACCGAAAACAAAA